GGGUGGAUGUGGCUGCGCGCAUGUGCGUGCUCGACCCGAGCACUUGUUACCGGUGGCUCAGUCUCGGCUCGUCCGGGCUGAAGGCAACACGGUUGCGCAAAUCAUCGUCACGCGAACGAUCCGAGCCCCGGGAGACGUUCUAAAGAUAGAAAACUGGAACCGUGACCACGAGAACGUGUUGGAAAAUCGCGAUAGGUCCUUGGAAGCCGCGUUGGAAACGGCGAACGAACGGCUCCGCCGACAGCAGUCGCGCCUACUCGGAACGAGGAACGCACGUACAGACACAUGCGGAACGAAAACUUGCUCCUCUGGGAAAAGGAUGCGUCGCUGAAGAUACUGGCGCGCGCUAACCAUAUAUCCUCUCGGCUCUCUCUUCCUUCGACCGGAACGAGGAAGAGGGAACAGAAUGCAGAAGCAGCGCUCCGCUGACCAACGAGCCAGCAUCUAUUUAAAACAAGGGAAGGACAAUCGUAGCUCGUGGCUUGUAAAUCGUGCGAAUCGAUUCGGUUGACGGUUCGUCGGGGAUCAGAGAAACCGUGUUUCAUCCAUCCACCAGUAUUCCGGCGCGGUCGUUCUGCUAGAAUAUUUCGACAAAGCAUCGUUGCGUUCGAUGCUUUGAUACGGAGAAAAGACUGAAACGAACCGUGGUUCGUUUGUUAAUUGGUGACUCGUCUUGACAUUCGCAGAAGAUAAAGCAUAUUGGAGAGGAGGAGGAGGAGGAGGAGGAGGAGGAGGAGGAACGAGUUUCCCGUUUUUCACGUGUAUCUUAAAUGAACUUUAAAUGAAAAAUUAUCAACAACGGAGAGCAGCAGGAGGACGAAUGGAUUUGAACUUUUCGCUUAAACGUAACAGCUUCGAUUUCGACGAGGACGACGACGACGACGACGACGACGACGACGACGGUUACUUCGUAAGUUCGAAUGGGACGCCAGCGAUCGAACAACACGUUGCAUCGUAUCGAUUGUCCGUAAAGUGGUAACCAAGUGGUGAGGAGCGAGGGAUUAUAAAUGACUAGGCUUUUUCUUAAUACGUUAAAUCCUUCGGGGCAAAAAUCCAGUGAAACGCAUCAACGCGAGUGAUUCGAUGAAACCGUGGGAAACCAGCUGGUUGUCCGCCGCUUGAUCAAAGUUUGCUCGUCCGUUUUUCGACCGGAUUGAUUUCCGUGCGGUGUCUGUAGAUUCCAUGGUCGAAGCGAGUCGAAGCGAGUCGAAGAUCAACGAGGAGCUUCGUACAGGGUUGAAGAUUUUUCCCGCUCGAUCCGGCCAAAUCUACUAAUCGUUCUCCAAGGUAAAACUCUAUUCCCGAGGAAGAAAGGAACAGAUCACCGAUACUCGACAUGGGCUGCGAACUCGGCAAAUUGGCCACACCGAAUCAACCUACCACGGACCCACGGCUUCCGUUAACAGCGAAACAGAAAUUUACGGUUAUGGCCAGUUGGAAAGCGGUCUCCAGAAAGCUGGAAACGACCGGUGUCUUUAUGCUCAUGAGGUUGUUCGAAGAAAACGAGGAAUUGGUGCAAAUGUUUUCGCGUUUUCUCGACUUGAAAUCGAAAGAGGAGCGCUUCGAUAUGGUAGAAUUGGGCAAACACGCGGAAAAAGUAAUGGCUGCUCUGGACGAAGGUAUCAGAGGACUCGACAAUAUGGACGAUUUCCUCGCCUGUCUUCAUCAAGUCGGAGCCACGCAUACAAAGAUUCCUGACUUUAAUCCACAGUACUUUUGGAAAAUCGAGCAACCAUUCUUAGAAGCCGUGAAGCGAACUUUAGAAGAUCGAUACUCGGAGAACGUGGAGAGCACCUACAAAGUGACGAUCAAAUUCAUCAUCGAAACGUUAAUCGACGGUUUCGACAAAGCUCAGAACGACAAAGCGCAAAGCGGCACUGCUAAAUCCUAGUCGUCUUAGCCUUUUCGUUUGUAAGGAACAAAAAUGAUUUGCCGAUUCGCUGAUCGCUUUUUCUAUCGGCAGUCGUAGUUUUCGAGAAGAAACCGAGGUUCGAAAACAAUGAGAUCGAUACCAUCGAUGAGAACGAAUAAAUCAGCCGAUGGCGCGAUCGUUCGUUUGUUCCAAAGUAUGUAUAAAAAAACGUAUGUAUGUUUCUGCGGAUUCUCUGAUCCGCGAUGCGCGAUCGGUACGAUCGAACGUAUUCGAUGGAAGCGAGACAGAGAUAAAUGUUUGCGUAACUUUUUCUUUACAGAGGCACAAACGGAUGGAUGCCGUAUGGCUUGUAGUUACGUUUGAAAUCUUUUUCCUUCGAGCAGGUCUCGGACAUGGAAAAUGCAUAAUUCGUAAGAAAUCGCUAUGAUUAUCGUAUCUCGUUCACUCUCUUGACGGCCAAAGAAAACAGAUAACUCGUUCUCGUUUAACGUUUCUGCAAACUUGCAACCUGGCGGAAGAAAACUUUUCUCCGUUUAAUUAUUCGUAUCGGUCGAACGCGAUCCCACAGUCUCCUCUCGCGAUGAUUCAUAUACACGUACGUAUACUUGUAUUAUUAUAUGCGUAUAUCAUUAUAUACGUAUUCACAAUGUAACGCGUACAUGUUGUUUGAACAUGAUACGAAAGUUUCGGGAUGAAAUGGUUCGGGAGGUUGUAAAAGGGAGCAAAGAUUCUACAAAAAUAGCGUUACCUUAUUAUUCGACGGUCCCUCGCUUCGCCGCGCUAUCGAUUAUGGAAUUUCAGCCAUGUAUAUACGGUACACGCGUAUCAAGGAUCGUUUCAAACCGAAUUGACUGCCAGCAAUUACGAUUAGCAGUUGUUCACGUUCAAAAGUUUCUGCGAAAUAUUUAUUCGCGAGAACACCCGAGUACAGAAAUCUGAAACUUAGCUCUGUCCAACUUGUACAAGUUGAAAGAAAAAGAGAGAGAAAAAAAAAAAAGAAAAGUAACGCAACCAGAAAUGGACAAUCGUCGAUUUAGUUUGAUCCGUUCAGUUUCCGUUCAGUUUUUGUGCGAACAAUCUGAAUAAUCGAUGAAUCACUCGAUAAUAUAAAUACAAGACAAUAUCCUUAUCCUUAAGAAUCUUAUUAUCACCUAACUUUAGAUUUUAAAUAAAUUAAAAUAUAUAUCUCUCUAAUAUCAUAUAUCUGUAUUCUAUAUUUUACAUCGUACAUUAUAUACAUAUUUUAUAUCUUGUGUGAGUAUAAAACAUAUUUUUUGGUUUUAUAUUAGAUGCAGAGUAACGAAAUUAUAAUUUCUAGAAAAACGAGAAACCCUCGAACAACGUUCUUUGCUCGUUGAUGCACGUAUUAGUCAGGGAGAAGGCAAAGAUACUUUUUCCUAUCGAAUCACAGGAUGAAGUUACGCGCUUUAAGAAACUCUAAGAAACAGGUGAAAAGAUAAUUAGAAGUUUAGCAGAAUGAGAGUAUACGUGAUACGUAAAUAAGUUGACGAUGUUAAAAGCGAAGAAUUCAAUUUCGGCAAGAAAUAAGCUUUUAAGAAAUGACAAAGUAACGCGAUAUUAACAAAAAACGCGAUAAUCUGAAUGACGAACGCUCAAGGUAUUACGAUAAGAGUUGGUUUUAACAUUUCUAUUGAAAAUGAUAUAAAACGAUGGUUGUACACGGGCGAUAUAUCCAUCCUAACCAUCUCUAUUUUUCAUAUUUUAUAUCUUUACAUCGUUCUCCUUCUUUCAUAGUUUCUCUUUCCUUUAAACAAAUUUAUCCCUUUACAGCUUCCCAUCGUACUUUGUUUUUGCUAAAAAUUCGUCGAAAAGGUUCACAACGGUUAAAAAAGGUUUAUAAUUAAAGCCAGCCGAAACGCAUCCGAAACGAUUUCACAUACACAUCUGGCACUCGAUAGACGCUCGAUGACCGUUACCAGAAUAGUGGUUACCUUGAACCAAUCCAAGUCGAUCGUUGCUUUUAUUUACGAGAACCUUGGAUUGCAUAAAUCACGUAGGACACGUUUCAAUCGCUCGUGAUGCGAAACAGUCGCAACCUGACAGAAUACAUAUAAUGAGAGAAAUCAUACGACACGGGACAUGAGAAAUUCCUUUCGGUCCAACGAAGAAAUAUAUCUUUCUAUUAAUUUAUUUCGAUCCAUGAUUCACAAUCAACCAUAUGUGUAGAUAUAAAAAGAGAAAGGUAAAGAUAAUUUGAAGCGGUAAGGUAAUCACGGAUAAGAAUAUCAAGUUCAACCGGUUUCAAUUACUUUCUGCGAAUCUUUCGUUGCCCUUACAUACGUGUAUAUGCGAAAGCAAAGAAAUUAACGUAUCAUCUCGAGACCUGGAAAUACGAAUUAUCGUAAAAUGGAAAAAGCUUUGGUAUUUGCGUAGCACGUACCAUAUAUUUCACAUACGAGAUAUAUACACGUACACACGUUCGAUGGGGAAUUGCGAAUCGUGUUUCGUUAUAUCUGCCACAACCAUACACAGCUGUCGUUGAUUCGUGUGUCGCGGAGCGUUUCAAAGUCGCCUCGUUACAAGCGACAACAAUAUUGGAAAGCGCUACAACGGAUAACAAAGAAAUCGAUAACCUGUAUUCUAUGAAAGCAGAGAAUCCCAUUAGGCCGCUCAUAAGCAUAACAAGAUGCAAUGGCACACGUGUGCGUGCAAGAUUAUCGAUAAGCAAUUGCGAUUGCAACUCGACGAGGUUAGCUUUCCCAAAAUCCGAUCUAUCGGACCAUAUUCGGCUGGUUCGGAUAAACGAACCAGCGGAAGAUCGAUCGAAUCGAUGCGUAUGGAAAUGCCGAUAAGUCGCCGUUAGAAUGGACCAACCUUUUCAGAUUAGACGUAUCAUCGAAAAUAGUAAUUACAAUUAUCGCCAAGACUAUUGCCAUGCUUGCGAUCCAAAGUGUCGGCAAAUAAAUGACGCACUUUUGCAUUUUUAGUCAUUGCAGUUUUCAAAAUAACGUCCCAACUGUUGCUCCGAUUAUUCCACGCGGUUACACCAUACGUCUGUUUCUUUUCUUUUUUUUUUUUUUUUUUUCUUUCAAAAUGUGUCGCGAACCACGAUCGUAAGAAAAUCUGCAGAUCCAUCUAUUUAAUUAUAUCAAUGCCUUAUCUCUAUCGAUGGGUUAAUAAGAAUCGUGACCUGUAAAAUCUCUCGACCGUACGAAACAAUGUUUCGCUCCGUGUACACGUAUAUACUUUUACGUUCCAUUACUUUCGUGAACAACCGUAGAACGUGCGUUGAUCGUCUUAAGACUUGUAUCGUUCGCAGCUCGGUAUACAAAGAGUAAGUAAGUAAGAGUAAGUAAGAGGCAUACGAUACAAUACGUGCGGUGUGUAUAGUUGCGGUUGUUUGGAGCAUCUAUUUUCGAUAUUAAUCGAAAUACAGGUUACUGUACGUCGAAAACUCGUAUAUGUAUUACAUGGUAGAAUAAUAUUGUACUAUUAUACGAUCCCGCAAUAAUGUUGCACUUAUCCCCCUAUCGUGCAUUACCAUUUUACAAAAUUACAAAUUCUUAGUAGCUUUUGUGUAAAAAAAAAAAAUUGUAUUCAUUAAUGUACAAUGUUAAAAGUUUAAAAAUGCAAUGUAACAUUUAAUCAUACUGAAACAAUGAAAAAUAUCUAUUUAAAACACACACAGACACACACACACACACACACACACAUAGAAGCGUACCGUACCGCUUAUUCUACAUUCGCCUCUAUGAAUAUUACACUAUUUUUUCUAAUAACGAAAUACGAAACAGAUUAAUUAUUUCUAUUCCUGAAGCAAUAGUUAAUUUUCUACGAUUCACGUACAACGUGUAGGAACGAAAAUUUGAUAACUCUCAAGAGCGAACCAUGCGAAUUUAAAGAAAGCCAUUGCGCCGAUCGAAGGAACAAGUUAGAACGAGAGAAUUGUAAUACAAGUAAGUAGCAAUGAAUAAAAAAUUCCAAAUAAAACUCGA
Molecule: messenger RNA, 5829 nt
Organism: Bombus pyrosoma
Lineage: Eukaryota; Metazoa; Arthropoda; Insecta; Hymenoptera; Apidae
Product: globin-1-like
Exons: 4
Coding region: 1337-1891 (184 amino acids)
Molecular function (GO): heme binding; oxygen binding
Source: RefSeq, a predicted model, not a curated record